Molecule: messenger RNA, 172 nt
Organism: Racocetra persica
Lineage: Eukaryota; Fungi; Glomeromycota; Glomeromycetes; Diversisporales; Gigasporaceae
Source: the annotation of a GenBank genome assembly
CGAAAUACAUAAAAAAGCUCAAGAAUCUAGUAAAUUAAAAUCUGAGUUAAAAGAAAGUGUUAGAGAUGUUCAAGAAAUAUUAAAUAGUCAAACUGAAUGGUUUAGAUUAAAAAAUACCAAAUUUAAAUAUUAUUCUCUAGCAAGCCAAGAGACUAUUAUUGAAGUAUUUGAA